CGCCCGUCGCCAGAUCUUUUUUUCCCGCCAGCAAAACUCCACCGGGGGAGUUUGAGGGGUUUGGAGGGCAAUGAGGAGCAGCAGGGCAAGAGGAUUUUCGGCUUGGGGUCAGAGGUGGGGGGAACUGGGAUCCCAUCAAGCCCAGGCAGCAGGGCCACUGGUCAGGGAUGAUGGGAGUUCAGCCACAACAGGGUCCCCACCCCCAGAAUGACUGGCUUCCUUCCUGACAAAUGGAACAGAAGAGAGUGUUUCUGAGCAUGUGGAGAUUUGGCUGCAGCCCAAUUUGACGCUGUCCCAAGAUGGCAACAGUUGGAUUGGUGUCUUCGUGUGCCGGUGUGCGUCCCAUGGCGCCUUUGCUGAGACAGGGGGUUCAGAAAAUGAGAUCGUCCCAGUUGCACACCACAGCCAGGUCUGCUUCGAAGGAUUACUACGAGGUGCUUGUGCUAGGAGGAGGCACCGGCGGGGUCUCCAUGAGUGCCCGGAUGAAGCGAAAAGUCGGAGCUGGCAAUGUGGCGGUUGUGGAGCCCAGUGAGAAGCACUAUUAUCAGCCGCUCUGGACUUUGGUUGGGGCAGGAGCAAAACCACUGGCACCCUGUUCCCGUCCAACGGCAAGUGUGAUUCCUUCCGGUGUAAAGUGGAUCCAAUCCAGAGUUCAGAAGCUGGAUCCAGACAAGAACUGUGUCCAUCUGGAGAACAACCAAAAGAUAUCUUACAAGUAUUUGAUCAUCGCCCUUGGGCUCCAGCUGCAUUUUGAAAAGAUCAAGGGUUUGCCCGAAGCUUUCAGCACUCCUAAAAUAGGCUCCAAUUAUUCCGUUCACACCGUGGAGAAAACUUGGAAGGCUCUGCAAGAUUUCCAGGGAGGAAAUGCCAUCUUCACCUUUCCAAACACACCCGUGAAAUGUGCCGGUGCGCCGCAAAAGAUCAUGUACUUGUCAGAGGCGUACAUGAGAAAGACUGGGAAACGACCGAAAGCCAAAAUAAUCUUCAAUACUGCCCUUGGAGUGAUUUUUGGUGUUCAGAAGUAUGCCGAUGCUCUGCUAGAGAUUAUCAAAUCGAGGGACAUUACAGUCAACUACAAAUACAACCUUGUUGAAGUUCGAGCUGAUAAACAGGAAGCAGUCUUUGAGAACUUGGACAAAAGUGGGGAGACGGAGGUCUAUCAGUACGAAAUGCUUCAUGUCACACCCCCCAUGGGACCCCAAAACGUGCUUCUGAACAGUCCGGUUUCAGAUGCUGGGGGCUGGGUCGAUGUAGACAAGGAGACAUUGCAGCACAAGAAAUACCCAAAUGUGUUUGGGAUCGGAGACUGCACUAACCUCCCCACUUCAAAGACGGCUGCAGCUGUAGCUGGCCAGUCUGGUGUGCUUGAUAAAACCAUUUCUUGCGUAAUGAAGGGCAAGCCUCCAGCUAAAAAGUAUGAUGGAUACACAUCCUGUCCCCUGGUAACCAACUACAACCGUGCGAUCCUGGCAGAAUUUGAUUACAGCGCGCAGCCUUUAGAAACGUUUCCUUUUGACCAGAGCAAGGAGCGGCUGACAAGUUUUCACAUGAAAGCUGAUCUCAUGCCUUUCCUUUACUGGCAUGGGCUAUUGAAGGGAUACUGGGGAGGUCCGGCUCCGAUACGAAAACUGCUACACCUAGGGUUGAAGUAGCCGCCAGUCCUUUUGUACCUGCUAUGAACCACAAAAGUACGACCACAGCUUUAAAAGGUAUACAGCAAGAUAUAGAAACAGAUGUCCUGUGCAGUUAGUAUAUCAAUAAAAGUUUCUGAGCAGACUAGAGCUUCAGACUCAUAAAUACUUGGAUUUUAUGUAUUAUUUUUUAAAGCAAAUAAACUUGGUACUUUUCAAUGUC
Messenger RNA from Podarcis muralis (Common wall lizard), 1854 nucleotides. The record is from RefSeq and is a predicted model, not a curated record. Lineage: Eukaryota; Metazoa; Chordata; Lepidosauria; Squamata; Lacertidae.